AGGGUCUGCCUGUACAGACUUCGCUUUUAAGCCAAAACUCCAGGUCCGCAAAUCUAACGAGAAGAGAUGAAAAGACUGAUAGCCCAAAUAAUGCUGGAGAAGCUAAUAAACCUGCAGAGAUGCCCGCACAGAGAAGAAAACGGAUCUCUACUCUGCCCAAUCUGGCAAAACCCAGAGCUGGACCUUCAUCUGCACAACGCUCAUCAUCAAAACCACAGAGGCGAGCAUCUCAAGCUCUUGAUGGCAGUGCUUCACUUCAGAAGGAUUCCUCUCCAUCAGAAAAGACUAAUGUUGAAAGAUCUCCCAAGUCUCCCAUACUGCCUGAAAAGAAAACGCCUGUGCCGCAAGUGCCACAAUUCUCCCCGUUUAAAAAAUCAGCCAAUAAAGAACAAAAUGUGGGUGUAGCCGCUCAGAAAAAUGAUGAUACCCUGCAGAAGAAUGUACCCUCCCCACUCAAGGAGAGACCAACACAAGAAAGAUCGGUGGCACAAGAGGAAAAGCUACCUACAAAACCUACUCCUGUAAAAGCGAAACAAAUGUGUUCUGACCGUGAAAGGAUCCUCAAAGCUCGGAAGUUAAGAGAAAUGCUUAAAGAAGAGCUGAAGAAAGAGCGGAUGAAACAGUUGAAACACAGACCUCCAAUAACUGAAGGACGUUCUCCACCAGAUCGUUCUAAAAUGACUAUGAGAGACUUGAUAUACUACCUGCCGGAAAACAAUCCUAUGAAGUCUUCACUGGCAGAAGAAAAGAGAACAGAAAGAAAUUCUGGACUGGGUCAAAUGAAAGAACAGGAAGAGAAAAGUACUCCUGAUCAUGAAGAGGAAGAUGAGGAGGAGGAAGAAGAGAACGGGGAGGAGAGUCAGGAUGGUCCACUUCUAGUUCCUCGUGUGAAAGUAGCAGAAGAUGGCUCAAUUAUUCUGGAUGAAGAAAGUUUAACUGUAGAAGUAUUAAGGACAAAAGGUCCGUGUGUUGUAGAAGAAAAUGAACCCAUCUUUGAGCGUGGCUCUACAACUACAUAUUCCAGCUUCAGGAAAAGUUUUUACACAAAACCAUGGUCCAAUAAAGAGACAGAUAUGUUCUUUUUAGCUAUCAGUAUGGUAGGAACAGACUUCUCCUUGAUUGGGCAGCUGUUUCCUCAUAGAGCCAGAGCAGAAAUUAAGAAUAAGUUCAAACGUGAGGAAAAAGCAAAUGGAUGGAGGAUAGACAAAGCUUUCAAAGAAAAGCGGCCCUUUGAUUUUGAGUUCUUUGCUCAGCUGCUUGAGAAGGUCUUGGCAGAUGAGGAGAAGAGGAAGCAAAAGACUGUUAAAAGCCAGAAGCCAAAAGAAAAGAGGCCGUCAAGGCCUCGGAAGAAACCAAAAGCGAAAGCUGCGAGUGCAGAAGCUGCCAGUGAUCAAGAUAAUUCUCAGAAAGCCACAGUUUCUGAUGCAGAAACAGAAGCAGAUGCUGUGAUGGCUGAGAAGGAGAACGAAGAAUCUUUGGGUGUUUCUGAACAGACAGAAGAACAGGUUGCAUUAGAGCCAGCGUUAGCAAAAAAGAAAAGAAAAAGGAGGAGAAAAGAUGAACUUGAAGAGGAAGUGGAGAAUCUUCCAGAAGAAAUGGCAGUCCCUUCGAAAAUUGCUGUGGAAGGGAAAUCCUCUAAGAAAAGAGAAGAACUGGACAGUGUUACUGAAGAAAAGCAAGAUGAGACUGCUGUUGUAGAGGAGGAGAAAUCAGAGUCCUGUUUACCAGUGGACAGCGUAACUGAGGGAGAAAGUGAUCUCAAUUUAUGCAGCUUUCAAGAUGGCAAUGAUAGUAUGCUAGAAACAGAAUCUGCUAAACUGAGAAUGCUAGAUAUCAGAGAUGAGGUACCACAGGAAAGCCAGCUUUCAAAGUUCCCAGUUUCAAAGCUUAAAAACAAAGAAAGACAGUCUGAAGAAACUGCGGAAGCAAAGGACAAAGAUAUAUAUGACUCAUGUAAACCAGAUGAAAAGGAGAAUGCAUCAGACAGUGAUUUUCAAUCUGAAAUAAUGGAAGCUGAAAAGCCAGCACCCAAAGGGCGUUUUCAAAGACCUAAACCCAAUUUAGCAAAAUCAUCUGGAAGGAGAGAAGCAGCAACCCAAGAAAAACUGGAGGCUGAGACUUCCUCUCCAAAGCUUGUGAAUGAAGCUGAAAAGUGCACUGUGGAAGAGAGUGGAAGUAACAGAAGUGAAAUCACUGAAGUAGAGAACGUAGAUCUGGAGACUAAAUCUGAAGAACCUGAAAAAAAGGUGAUUGCAAAGACAGUAGUUAGAGGAUGUCGACAGCGGUUUAAGCCAAACAUUACAAGAGCAUCUGGAAAGAAAGAAGAGCCUGAAAAAGGUGCAGGAAAAGAUAAAAUGUCCCAUGUGGAGCCUAAGAGAGAAACUGAAAAGAAUACUGACCAAAGUAAUGGGUAUGAUACUACCAGUGGAGGAUCUGCCGGAAAACACGAGAAGGUCUUGGAGACGGUGUCUCAGUCUAAUGAAAGAGCCGGUUUACAGGAGGACAGCAAACAGACUGUGCUGAAACCAGCACCCCUAAAGAGAGGCCGAAUGCCAAGACCAAAACCUAAUAUAGGAAGAACUACUGCAAGGCCUGAAGUCCAAACACAGAAAAAAGAUGCUGAAGAGGGGAAAACUGAAUAUGGAGAAAUGGAAAAGGAUGUGACGCUCUCUAGGAAUGAAAAAAAUGUUUCAUGCCUCAAAAAUGAUGUGAUGGAUUAUGAAGACGCUCAGCCAUGCACUGUAAUAUUAGAAGAGGAUGUCUGUGCAGAUUCUGAGAGGAUGGGCUCAAUACGUGCAAGCCAGUGUUCCCCCCAGAAGUCCUCAGCUGAAAGCUGUGAAUGUGAAGAGGAAUCUUCAGAUGUCUUGAAUGAAGUUUCAGACUUCAGUAUAGAGGAAUCUGGUCCUCAGAAGCAAGAGGAGAAAACCAUUGUUUCAUCAGCUCGGCUAUUGAGGAGUCGAUUCCAGAGACCAAGGCCAAAUUUAGGAAAGAUAACCGGUAGAAAGGAUGUGCUGGAUGUAAAUAAAGGUGUAUCACAGGCUGAUACCAAUAAGGAAGAAAGUUUAACGCAGUGUGACCGUGAAUGUAGCACCCUUCCUGAUGCAGAUAAAACAGAAAAAUAUGAAGUCCUGCAGUCGUUUGAAUCCUUAGGAAAGGAAAACUCUCUUGGCUUUCAGGAAGCUUCUGGAAGGCCAAGUCAUCAGUCCUUGGAGAUGCUUUCAAGAUCAGAGGAGGGUGAACUCAAGUCUUGUCCACCUGUACAUAACCAAGAAGAGACCUCAGCUACUGAUGCAGGGUUUGACAGCAGAAAUACGACUCAAGAAGAAAGCAAAUCAGCUUCUCUUCAACCUGUCCAGUUAGUGAGGGGCCGAUUUCAGAGACACAAGCCAAACUUCAGAAGCACUGUGGGAAGGAAGGAAUUACAAACAGAAAAACAUGAGUGGGAUAAAAAACCUGAGGCAGAGCAGCUGGUAUUGCAAAAAGACGAAUCGGCCAAUGCUGUGUCUGUUGUCGGUGAAAAUGAAAUUAUAUUGCAUCAAGCUGAUGUAUUGAGUGAUGAGGAACAGGCACAGCAAGAGGAGCCUCGGGUGCCCCAUAUUUCUGAAAAUGUGUUGCGUAAGCAAAGCAGUGCUGAAAAAUCCAUUUUCCCGGAAGGCAAGCUGGCUGCCCUCAAACCAGCACAACUCUUAAGGAAUCGAUUUCAGAGGGCUCGACCUAACCUAGGAAGAGCAUGUAGCAAGAAAGAAUCUUUGGUGGUGCAAAAGCUUGCUGCUCCAGUUGAGGAGGAAGCGGAAAAAGGAGAGAGUCUCCCUGUGGUAGAAGAGUCUGAGGAACCUCUUUCCUCACAAGAUGACAUGGAAGCAUUGUUGCCUGUGGGGAAUUCGGCUAAGAAUGACAGUCCAGAGACAAAUACAAGAAGUAUGAGGUCAGAAAUACUCUGUUCCCCUGAAAAAUCACCAGAUUGCCCCGAUGAGAGAGAGCAAAAAGAGUAUCUAUCUACAGAGGCUGUAGGAAGCAUUCAGGAUACCCCGGAGAGGUCCAGUGAUAAAUUCAGUUCUGGAGAAAAAAGUGAAUCAAGUGAUACAAAAGCUUUGCAUCAAGUGAAGGGCCCCCUCUGGAAGCCAAAGUCAAACCUAAUGAGAGGUACUAGAAAAAGAGAUGAUUCUGAAGAAGGUGGAAGCAGAAAUGAAGACAGCUCUGCGAUUAGAAAUGCCGAAGAGUGUUUGGUGUCAGGAAAAACAGAUGUGUCAAUGCAAAACUCCAGUAACUUAGUGGAAGCUGCAUCUUCCUCAGAGGCUACAAGAAAACAUCCUUUUACGGACUCUGAAGAAACAUUCUGUAAAAGAAUCAAGCAAGAUGGUAGAUUCCAGUCUCCAGAGAUUUCAUCAGAGAGUGAGAGUCAAGAAGAAGAUUCUCAGCCUUCUACUUCUCAGGAGAAAACAUCAGAUCAUCUCACAAGAAGGCAGUCCAGAAGAUCAUCAAAACGGAUAGCCUCAAAACAGGUCUCGGAGCUAAGAACUGCUUCUUCUUCUGCCUCUGAAUGUGAGCCUGAUCGCAGUGAAAAGGGAAAUCAAAGACAAAAAAAUAAACUGAAUAUUACUAAAGGCAAAAGUCUGAAAUCUGCUCACAGAGGGAAGUCUGGGAAAGAGCACAGAAGUUCAAAGACAACCUUGGUGACUCUCCGGGCUUCGCAAGAGGAGGAGGAGGAUGAGGCUGAUGACUUUGAGCCAGAUGAUGAAGAUCAAUGUUUUGCACCAGAGGAAGUAAACAAGGCUCCAGUGUUUGUUCCUGUAGGUCUUCGAUCUCCAAAACCUGUUCCUGUUCAGAUAGAGGAAACCAUGGAGGAGCUGGAAAUAUCUGCGAAUGUCCCAGAUGUGCAGGUCGUUACUGAUUUUGAAAGUCUGUCUCACGUGUCUCUCCAGCCAGUGAUGCAGAGGGAGGAAAAUGUGAACACCUCACCAGCUGAAGCAAACAUGCCUGAAAAUCCAAAGGAGGACAAAGGACUUAAUGAUGGAAGCACUGAAGCUGCUAUGACUUUACUUGCAAUGGGUGAUCCGACGUUCCAGUUGAAAAUAAACACUGAAGAACGGACACAGACGUUACCUGCUCAAGAUGAUUUACAUGUGGCCAGUAACCUUGUGACCCGUGCUUAUUCAGAGCAAAGUGUAAUUUCUUGUCAGUAUUUACUUUCUUCACCUCCUUCUAACACGGAACUGAUCCCUUCCGAGGAUGGAAGCAACAUUAAUCUAGAGGGCCAAAGCACCGGCACAGGAACAGGUGGCGAAGGAUAUUUUGAGAAAAAUGCUACAGAUACCAGCAGUGAUAGCUCCAUGCCUAUGGUGAACAGUCUAAGACUGACAAGAGGUAGACUCCUGAAGCCUGAGCCAGAUUUUGGAGUAUUGAGGUCAACUAAGAACAUUAUUCAGAAGCCUGUUAAUGCAAAUGUACUUGUGGAAGAACUAGAGCAAGUCCAAAGUGAGGCCACAGUUCUGAGGGAUACUGCAGAAAUGCAGAAAGUGGAACUACAACAGGUCAGACCAGCUGCGGGUAGUUCUUUAGAUCUUCAUGAUUUUGCAACUGGAAGUAUGGAACCUGUCAAGCAAGUAGACAAAACGGAGAGAACAGAAAAAGAGAUGAGAAAUGCUUGUGGAACUUCAGAGGAAUUAAAAGCUCUAACUGCAUCACCAAAACCUGAGGCUUCUGACCUGGGACAAGAGCUUUAUCCAAAUCAAAGUUCUGUGGAUGGACUUCCUGAGCAAAAUCCUAGUCCGGCUGAGCAUAAUCUGUAUACAAUCAACUUAACUCAGAGUGAAGCAUGUGUUCAGGAUUUUCAACAGCAAUAUAUAAGCAGCACAGAAGAGACUUCAGUAGUGAAUGAUGAUCGUAGCAGAUGUCCAGAGGAGGAACAGACAUUCAUUUUAACAUUGGUGGAAAUCCCAGCUGACUCAAGAGAGUACCAUGAUGCAUCUGCUUUGCUGGAACAAACUUCGGAACCAUUGCUACCAGCCCCGAUACUUCUCAGCCCAAUCAAUGCAAGUGGAACAAGUGUGACUGGAGCGGAGAGCACUGGAUCCUUGACAACUUCAGUUGCUGAGCUUGCUGCAUCUUUAAAUAGCAGUAUAGAAAGCAAACAACUACAGAGUGCAUCAGUAGAGGCCAUUUCAAGUUUGGUGGAGACAACUCAAAAAAGGUCAGCUGCUGAGCUUGAAGAGAAUGAUUUUCCUCCUGCCAAGAAAAUCCUGUCUACUUUAGGAGUAGGUAACUUGGAAAGCACUUAUAAGGAUUAUUCAACUAAAUCCACAAAUCCUCCAAGGAGAGCUGCUGAGAAUCUUUUUGAGAAGGCAGGAGCUUCAGCAAAGAAAAAGGUACUUAGCUCUGCAGUUGUGUCUGAGCCUGCAUCACUGCUAGCUGAAAGAAGCCAAUCUGAGACUUUGCAGAAUUCAGGGACAGCAUCACUUGAGAAUUCAACAUCCAAACAGGAAGGAGAGGUGAUAUCUAGGCUAACCUCUGAGAGAAAAGCUGAAAUAAGUGGACAAAGAAAACUGGUGGACGUGCAUGAAUCUGGACAGUUGGAACACACUGGAAGCCUAGCAGCAUCUUCAAAAACUCCAUUACUCAGGGGUGGUCGAAAACCAUUGGGAUUUUUAUCUUUAAUUUGCAAAAAAAGUAGCUCUGAAUCUCCAGAGGAUACCAAAGGGAAUAGAGGGAAGGUCCAGAAACCUCGAAUAGUGACCCCAAAGCGAAGUCUAAAAAAACCUACUCUGUCCAAUGAGGACGGUAGGGAAUCCUGUUCCCUUCCCUCUACCAGUACGUCAUCUGUGGACUGUGAGAGCAUAGCUGCUGAUGCUGCAGUUAAGGUUCCCAGUGACGAGCGAGCUGAGAAGCCAUCCCUUUGUGCUAAAGACCAAGAGAAGGAAGAAGAGCCAACCAGAAUCUCUGAGUAUUUUUUCAGUGACAUCUUUAUGGAAGUGGAUGAUUCAGAAUAGCAAAAUGGCUUGAUGAAAUCCUGGAUCCAAGAGUGUAAUGCGACAACAAAACAGUAUUUAGAAAAGUUGUUACUUGUUCUACCAUUAUGUCAAACUUGUAACAACAGCUUGGCUGAUAAUAAGCUUUGGAAAAGAUGCAAAUCUCUCAGAAGCAACCUGGAUGUUUUAAAAAAAAUGUUGACAGAACCUGAACCACUACGUUGAUGUCAUUGGACCAGAGCAGCGGCUGCUGGCUUAUGUUUUGACUUGUUCAGAUGCUGCUAGUGGGCGCAUGAUUAUCUUCCAGAAAAGUGCAAUGAAUAAAUGCUUACUCUUGUGACAGUAUCCCUUUGAAUCAUAAUGCUAAAGCUUGUGAUACUGGUUAUACAAGUUCUUUGCUUCUUUUUGUGAAGUAUCCUGUUAGGAGGAGGAAUGAACUUUUUAUAUAUAGUGUAAUCUCUGUAGAUCAAGAAGGAAAUUCUGCAAGUGUAGUCUAGUAAAUACAUAGAUAUGUUCAGCAUUGCCACCUAUUUUUUAUUGGCAUCUCCAAAUUAUGUAUUUUUGUAAUUAAGAAGUCUCAUGUAAAUUGAAAGAGCCUGACUUGAAAAGCCACAUGGUUUUAACUCCUUUAAAAUGUAUAGAGAGAAACCUGGAAAACAUAUUUAAUUUAUUAAAAGAUGCUGUACUAGGUUAUUCUUUCCAGCUAUCCUGUUUGAGGGGGAAGAAGAGAUUAACAUUUCCCAAUCUAAAUGCUAAUUCCCCUCUAAAUUAGAUAUGUUGAAAACAAGGGACUAAAUGCCAUUUCUGUUCUUUGGUAUUAUAUGUAGGUGUAUACGUCUCUGCUGACUUCUGAAGAGUUCCCGCUUGUGUGAAGUAGCACAAACAGAACUGUAUCUAAUCCUUGACUAUAAAAUGUGGAUGCUUUGAGGAUUUGCUGCUUUGAAGCAGUUACAUUUGAAUAGUUUUCCGUAUGUUUUCAUGUCCCCCUGUACUGCAACUUACUAUAAAAUUCUGUUGUAGCUUUAGAUUUUAGUCUAAUUUUACACUUGCAUAGUAAGAAGAUUCCCUUGACAAGAUAAAGUUCAUGCACUCUAAAAGUCAGGUGGUCAUUGAAAGACUGAAUAUUAAUUCACAAACUCUUUAUUACCUGAAGGAAGUGUGUAGAUUUAAGAAGUCUAAAUUUUUCUUCUGUUGCUUAAUACCAACAGGUAUUUUUGCAAAAAAGUGAUUUGUUGUGAAAGAGAAACUGAUGUUUAAAUUGUAUUGUUAUGCUCUCUAGAAAUCUAUUCUCAGUUUCAGGCUGGAAAGUGAUUUUAAUGGCAAAUAUUUUCAUAUAAGUAUCUAGCUAAUAUUGAAAUAUUUGAUGAAGCUUGAGAGUGUUUGCCUUUUCAGAAAUUAUUGGCAAGGCUUCUGAAGAAGCCUUUAAAACUUUAUCAGUAAGGGAAAAUACGCAGAAAAGCCACUAUGAAUUAGUACAUUAGGAGGCCUCUGUCAACCACAUGUCACAAGCGGCUGUAUUUUCUUGAGACAAUGAAAAAGGGACUAAAAAUUCCAGAAUAAACUUACUUGAAAGCAUACUGUCCAAAAAAAAAGUUUCUGUUCAGACAGUAUCGUAUGUUCUGCCUAUUCCGUUUAACUUGAAAUGUUUAUCUAAAUAUCAUCUUACUGUAAACAUUAUGAAAUAGAUUAAUGUAUACAUUAAUCCUUGUAUUGUAUAUCUUGUAGAUACCAUUUCAUGUAUGCAAGUGUUUAUUUCCUGUUGUGUGGCAUGUUCAAAUCACUUGCACUGAUAUAUGAUAUAGCCUGAAGAUUUGCGAGGUGAGAGGGCUAUAAAAUAAUGUGCCCUAAGUACUUUCUAAGGUGAUAGCCAUUCUGCAUUUAGUUGCAUAUGCUUUAGCUUGCAAUCAAAUUACAAGGCAAAUAUAAGAAUUAUUUCAUAACUAAGAUUUAAGGUGCCUUAUCUAUCCUAUUAACUGGGGCUACUCUUCCCUCUCACCUCCCCAACAGCAAACCAUGUGCACUUUGUUAUAGGACGCUCUUUUAAACAGAACAGAACAGAACAAAAAAACCUCCAAAUUUAAUUUGAAUAGAGAUAAGACAACUUUUGUUCUGUUUACAUGUGGAAGCUUUAUAAUGGUGAAGGAUGGAAGAAAAGCAUUGUGAAGUCUCAAUGCUUAUUAGUUUUUGUUUUUGUUUUUAAAGAAGAUGUGGCACAGGACCGCUUUGCUUAAAGGGUUGUCUGACAGGUGUAUAAUCGUGUAUAAGCUUUCUGUUUCAAAGAAAGCAGUCAUAUUCUAUAUGUAAAUUAU
This is a messenger RNA of Struthio camelus australis, 9274 nucleotides long. NCBI's taxonomy places the organism in Eukaryota, Metazoa, Chordata, Aves, Struthioniformes, Struthionidae. The record is from RefSeq and is a predicted model, not a curated record.